This is a messenger RNA of Psilocybe cubensis, 2442 nucleotides long. RefSeq lists its product as uncharacterized. The coding region runs from base 1 to 2442 and encodes 813 amino acids. Lineage: Eukaryota; Fungi; Basidiomycota; Agaricomycetes; Agaricales; Agrocybaceae. The transcript is spliced from 11 exons. The record is from RefSeq and is a predicted model, not a curated record.
AUGUCUGCUAUCAUUUCUACCAUUGCUGCAAUUAUGCUGUCUACCUUGGUACUUGUGACCUUCAGAAGGACUCCAAUUAAAGUUAUCAAACUCGACUCGCGUUGGGAAAGCCUGCUUUGGACCUGGCGCCUCAGAAGGUCGAAAUUACAUUUUGCAGAGAAGCUUGAAGAUUGGUACUACAAAACCAACGACUCGGAUUCUAUGCUGGGUAAGAUAUUCACUAUAAAAGAGUUCUGGCUGUUUCUCCGCCCUUUCUUCGCUUCGCGGGGCUACACUCUCUAUCAAAAACAUCCAAAACCAGACUGGGUGGGUGAUAUAGUCGCUGCUCCCUGGCCGCCUCAAGCAAAGGAUGCGUCAUAUCCUUAUGCCCGUCACAUUCGCAGCAAUGAUCCGGACCCAAAGUGGUCCUGGUCGCCUCGUGUUUGGGCUGCUCGUGAUGCACUUGGAAGAGAGGUUGUUAUCAAGGUUAUAUCUGAAACAGACAAGCCAACACAAGAGCUGAGGGUGUUCCAGCGCCUUAACAGUAAAAGACUUCGAGCGGAUCCAGCGAACAACACCAUCUACGCGCUAGAAUAUAUCACGUUCGACAAGUUCGUCUUUGUGGUAAUGCCUAGAUGGGAUUCUUCCUUGUUCCCUGAGUUUGAAACCGUCUCUCAGCUAAUGUCAUUUGCGCUGAUAUGGCUUCAGACAUUUGACUUUCUACAUCGGAACAAAAUUGUGCAUCUGGAUUUUGUUAUGCAAAAUACUGGUAUGAACGUGAUUCUUCAACAUAGGGAAUUGUUUCGUAGAACAGGAUUGCGAGAUCCAAAAGAAGUGAGGUAUGCCCUCCUGGACUUUGGUUUCUCCAUAGCUUUCCCCGAGGAUACGAUCAUAGAGGACGUACGCAUGAUACGCUAUAAUUCGUGGUUUGUACACUAUAUACCCGACAACUGGGUCAUCUACCCAUAUAAUCCCUUCAAGGCGGAUUUAGCGAUGCUAGCAAGCUCUCUUCAGUUAUAUGUCAGGCAUCUUGAACACCUUAUUCCUGAACUCGGGCCGUUCUUCGAUUCGGUGGUUGACUUGAAUGACCCUAAUCAGUUGACAGCUAGUCAAGCCUUCGCUCGAUUCAAAGAAAUAUGUGACGGGCUCAGUCCCGAAAUUGCUUCAUCGUCAUUUGAUACUUGGACUUGGAGACCAGAUUACUCGCGGCAUACUCUUGAUCUGUGGCACCUAAUUAAAAUGCCAUUCUUACCCACCCUUACCAUCAUUUUUGCAGUCAUCCUAUCGUUGCCAGUGCUCUAUGUUUACCACUACAAAAGGUACCCACGAAUCAUCAAGCUCGAGUCCAAAUACGAGAGUCUUCUUUGGACGUGGCGUCUCAUGAGGUCGAACAUCAUAUUUCCAGAAGCUCUCGAGGACUGGAAUUUGAAGAAUCUCGAAGAUUCACAUGGUGAUUUUAUCUACAUUCAUAGUUGCUGGAUGUUCGUGCUCCCGUUCUUCGUUUCGCGAGGUUAUGCGAUGUAUCAACAAGAUCCCGUCGGCCUGGGAAAUCUAAACCCUCCUCCAUUUCCACCCGCAGCAAAAGCUACUUCGUACCCUUAUUCUCGUCAACUCCCAAGCAAGACUCCCAUCCCGAGGGCUGUAUGGGCACCACGUAUAUGGGCAGCUCGCGAUGCACUUGGAAGAGAUGUUAUAAUCAAGGUGAUAUCUGAAGUCGACAACCCGUCAAAUGAGCUGAAGGUCAUGCAACUGCUUAACAGCAAAAGGCUGCGAUCCGACCCCGCUAACCAUACCAUCUACGCCAUCGAAUACAUUACUUUCGACAAAUUUGUAUUUGUGGUGAUGCCCAGAUGGGAUAGUGCUAUCUUUCCUGAAUUUGCCAAUGUUUCCGAGCUUAUGCAUUUCACCAAGAUAAUCCUCGAGGCUUUUGAUUUUUUACACCGCAACAGGAUUGUACAUCUAGACUGCCUUGCACAAAAUAUGGGGAUGAAUGCUGUUAUGACCACUGCGGAAAUAGAUCGCAGGACAGGAGUACGGGAUCCAAAAGAAGUUCGCUAUGCCCUCUUUGACUUUGAUGCUGCUGUCAUUUUUCCUGAGGACACUGUCAUUGAAGAGGCGCGUAUGGACCACGUUCUCAGCUUUGACCGGCAUUACAUACCGAAGGAAUCAAUUACUUACCCAUACAACCCAUUUCGAGUGGAUGUUGCAUUCAUGGGCACAUGUCUUCAAACAUAUGUUAGGCACCUCGAAAGUAAAAUUCCAGAGCUUGGGCCAUUCUUUGACUCCUUAAUUGACAUCAAUGACCCCAAUCAGCCUUCAGCAAGCCAGGCACUGGCUCGCUUUACAGAGAUAUCCAAUAAUCUUAGCCCCGAGGUGGCUAGUGCAUCCUUUGACGGUUUCAUUUGGUGCCGAGGCGGUGUUGUCUACAAGAAAGAUGGGGAUGUUAUAACAAUUACUGAGUAG